GGGGGGAGAGAGCGCGGGCACGCGCGGCUGGAAUCUUCGGGUGGGGGGGGGAGAGGGCGACCCGCGGUGCGGGGGCGCGCGGGGGCGCGCUCCCUCCCUCUCCGGGGCCCCGACGGCGCCUCCUCAGGACCAGCCGGGCGCGGAGGGGAACAACGAGCAGCAGGGGAUCCCCGUCCACCUUUCCCCGGUUCGGCUGCCUGCUCGGGUCCAGGCUGAGGCUGGUCCCUUUGUUCCUAUGCUUGGCCUGCAUCCAAAUCUAUUAAUCUUGAAAACAAGUAUGCUGAAUAUGGUCGUAGGUUUAGACGUUUGCCAUGAAGAGUCAAACACUAUGGCUUCCCAGAGCUGAAAAACACUUCAUGUAACAACUCUAGCAAUGUUUCUGGAUUAUAUCAAAGAGUUGCAUCUUUGUACUGUACAAAAUAGUAAGAUCAGAGCACUUUUGAUAAUGUGACCAUCAUGUGAAGAAGGGGACCUUUUGGAUCUGCCUGAUCCAAGAAAAGUUGCAGGUUUUUCUGCAGGAAUCUACAAACUUAGGCUUUUGAUAACCUUAAGUGAAGAUAACUAGCAAAAUGCCUCCAAGACCAUCAUCUGGUGAACUGUGGGGCAUCCACUUGAUGCCCCCUAGAAUCCUUGUGGAAUGUCUUCUACCUAAUGGUAUGAUAGUGACUUUAGAAUGCCUCCGUGAGGCCACAUUGUUAAAUAUUAAACACGAACUCUUUAAAGAAGCUAGGAAAUACCCUCUCUACCAUCUCCUUCAAGAGGAGUCAUCUUACAUUUUCGUAAGUGUUACCCAAGAAGCAGAAAGAGAAGAAUUUUUCGAUGAAACCCGGAGAUUAUGUGACCUGCGGCUUUUUCAACCUUUUCUAAAAGUCAUAGAACCAGUAGGCAACAGAGAAGAGAAAAUUCUGAAUCGUGAAAUUGGUUUUGCUAUUGGCAUGCCUAUCUGUGAAUUUGACUUGGUUAAAGAUCCAGAAGUUCAGGACUUCAGAAGAAACAUUCUGAAUGUCUGUAAAGAAGCUGUAGAUCUUCGAGAUGCUAAUGCGCCCCAUAGCAGAGCACUAUAUGUCUGUCCCCCCAACAUAGAAUCAUCGCCUGAUUUGCCCAAGCAUAUAUACAAUAAAUUAGAUAAAGGGCAAAUAAUAGUGGUCAUCUGGGUAAUAGUCUCUCCCAAUAAUGACAAGCAGAAAUACACCUUAAAAAUCAAUCAUGACUAUGUGCCAGAGCAAGUAAUCGCAGAAGCAAUCAGGAAAAAAACACGGAGUAUGUUACUGUCAUCGGAGCAGCUAAAGCUAUGCGUUUUGGAGUAUCAGGGAAAGUAUAUUUUAAAAGUGUGUGGUUGUGAUGAAUACUUGCUAGAAAAACAUCCCCUGAGUCAGUAUAAGUACAUCCGAAGUUGUAUCAUGCUUGGUCGAAUGCCCAACCUCAUGCUGAUGGCAAAGGAAAGCCUUUACACCCAGCUGCCAUUGGAUAACUUCACAAUGCCAUCUUAUUCCAGGCGUAUCUCUACAGCUACGCCAUACAUGAAUGGUGAAGCUUCAGCCAAAUCUCUCUGGGUUAUUAACAGUAAUCUCAGAAUAAGAAUUCUCUGUGCCACCUACGUAAAUGUAAAUAUUCGAGAUAUUGACAAGAUCUAUGUCCGAACUGGUAUCUAUCAUGGAGGAGAACCAUUGUGUGAUAAUGUGAAUACUCAGAGAGUACCUUGCUCCAAUCCCAGAUGGAAUGAAUGGCUGCAGUAUGAGAUGCAUAUCCUUGAUCUCCCACGUGCUGCCCGGCUUUGCCUUUCUAUCUGCUCAGUUAAAGGUAGAAAGGGUGCGAAGGAGGAGCACUGCCCAUUGGCGUGGGGGAACAUUAACAUGUUUGAUUACACAGACACUCUUGUUUCUGGCAAAAUGGCUCUGAAUCUGUGGCCCGUACCUCAUGGUCUGGAAGACCUGCUCAAUCCCAUUGGAGUUACUGGAUCAAACCCAAAUAAGGAAACUCCAUGUUUAGAGCUGGAAUUUGAUUGGUUUAGCAGUCCUGUAAAGUUUCCCGACAUGUCAGUGAUUGAAGAACAUGCCAAUUGGACUAUCUCUCGAGAACUAGGGUAUAACUACAGUCCUGCUGGGCAGAGCAGUAGAAUAGCUAGAGACAACGAACUGAGUGAAAGUGACAAAGAGCAGCUCCGUGCAAUUUGCACUCGAGAUCCCCUGUCUGAAAUAACUGAACAAGAGAAGGACUUCCUCUGGAGGCACAGGCAUUAUUGUGUAAAUAUGCCAGAAAUUCUACCCAAGCUGCUUUUGUCUGUUAAGUGGAACUCCAGAGAUGAAGUAACCCAGAUGUACUGCUUGAUCAAAGACUGGCCUCCCAUCAAACCUGAGCAGGCGAUGGAACUUCUGGACUGCAACUACCCCGAUCGGAUGGUGCGUGCUUUUGCAGUGCGGUGUCUGGAAAAAUUCUUGACAGAUGAUAAGCUGUCUCAGUAUUUGAUUCAACUGGUGCAGGUUCUAAAAUAUGAGCAAUACUUGGAUAAUCUGUUAGUGAGGUUUUUACUGAAGAAGGCGCUGACCAAUCAAAGAAUAGGACAUUUCUUCUUUUGGCAUCUCAAGUCUGAAAUGCACAACAAAAAUGUGAGCCAGAGGUUUGGUCUGCUUUUGGAAUCCUAUUGCCGAGCAUGUGGGAUGUACCUAAAACAUCUGAGCAGGCAGGUAGAAGCUAUGGAAAAACUGAUUAACCUCACAGACAUCCUCAAGCAAGAGAAAAAGGAUGAAACGCAAAAGGUACAGAUGAAGUUCCUUGUGGAGCAAAUGAGGCGGCCAGACUUCAUGGAUGCAUUGCAAGGCUUUAUAUCUCCUCUCAAUCCUGCUCAUCAGCUUGGAACCCUUAGGCUUGAGGAGUGCAGAAUUAUGUCGUCUGCAAAAAGGCCAUUGUGGCUCAAUUGGGAAAACCCAGAUAUUAUGUCUGAGCUGCUGUUUCAGAACAAUGAGAUCAUCUUCAAAAACGGGGAUGAUCUGCGCCAAGAUAUGCUGACGCUUCAGAUCAUCCGAAUUAUGGAAAAUAUCUGGCAAAAUCAAGGUCUUGAUCUUAGGAUGCUUCCUUAUGGUUGUUUAUCGAUUGGUGACUGUGUGGGGCUCAUCGAAGUUGUGAGGAAUUCGCACACAAUCAUGCAAAUUCAAUGCAAGGGUGGCCUUAAAGGUGCGCUGCAGUUCAACAGUCAUGCGUUACACCAGUGGCUCAAAGACAAGAACAAAGGGGAAAUGUAUGAUGCAGCUAUUGAUUUGUUUACACGCUCUUGUGCUGGCUAUUGCGUGGCGACCUUCAUACUGGGAAUUGGCGAUCGUCACAAUAGCAAUAUCAUGGUGAAAGAUGAUGGGCAGCUGUUCCACAUUGAUUUUGGACAUUUCUUGGAUCACAAGAAGAAGAAGUUUGGAUACAAACGUGAGCGGGUGCCCUUUGUCUUAACGCAAGAUUUCUUGAUAGUGAUUAGCAAAGGAGCCCAAGAAUGUACCAAAACAAAGGAAUUUGAAAGGUUUCAAGAAAUGUGUUACAAAGCUUACUUAGCCAUCCGGCAGCAUGCCAACCUCUUCAUAAACCUCUUCUCCAUGAUGCUCGGUUCGGGAAUGCCAGAGCUGCAGUCUUUUGACGACAUUGCAUAUAUUCGGAAGACACUGGCAUUGGACAAAACUGAGCAGGAAGCACUUGAGUAUUUCAUGAAGCAGAUGAACGAUGCUCAUCAUGGCGGCUGGACGACAAAAAUGGACUGGAUCUUCCAUACAAUCAAGCAACACGCUUUGAACUGAGACCAUGGUCAAGAAUGGACUGAGACUAUGGUUGAGAAGAUGGCAAACCGCCGGCCCUGUUUUGUGGGCAUUCCACUGCACUGUUGACGAUUGGCAGUAAGGACUCCUUAGCGUCAUAAUUGCACAAACCACGAGCAGCAUUCGAACUUGCAGCAAGAUUAAACACUCAAAAACUUAUUUAAAUGUGUAAAGCAGGGUUUCGGAACACUACAGAUCGUGCAUUUCAAAAGAUAACUUUCCUACGUGUACAGUCAUGUUAUGCCUUAAAUCCAGAAAGGUAAACUUUGGAGAUUUGUUUAUCUCGGUUUUGUUCAAUUAGGGAAAAACUGUGCCAGCAUUAAAACCUGUCUUUCAGAUGUUCCAGUUGGCCUGGGGAGAUUUAAACUCAUGUGGGCAGCAAAAGGUUUAAAAGGAAGAAAGCAGUGCAUUUAAUUGCUUUCUGGAGGGGGGUUUCCUCUCCCGCAAGCCCAAUUCAGUAAAUUUGAAGAGAUGGUGCCUUUCAUAUUAAGUCAGACAUAAUUGGUGAAUCGAAAAGUAGCAAUCUGGUCUUAUUUUUGCCUGACCAUCUGCAGUUCACGCAAGUCCUUAGGAAUAGGUCUUAAGAUUCUGCUGGACAGUAUUAGUAAGGUUAUAAAAAUGAUGACCCCCCCCCUCCCCCUACUGCCUCAGAAGUCUGAUUAAUGGGGAAGGGGUUGGCUUUAGUGCAACACUUUGGAUUUGAUUUUCUAACCUAAACCUCAGUACACUUUUUUCGUGCAUGUUUUCCAGAGCCUAAAAACAAAAAACAAAGAGGUGAGUUAUUAGGAUUAAAGAUUAUUUUUAUAAAGGUUAUUUAUAUAACAGAAACUUAUUAAUAUAUUUCUUUACAUUGAUUUGUCCAGUUUUCUGUCCUUUAAUUCUUCAGACCACUUCUCUCUAACAGCCUGAUCAUAUGAGCCACUGAGUCGGCAUAGUGACCCUUUGGAUCAGAUUUAAGGGUUACACCGCUGACCUAGGUGGGGGGGGGGGAAUACGUUGUCCACUUAUGCGGAGACCUGACCCUUAAUGUCACUGCUGACAUUACAGGUGUCCUACAGCCCCUCCAUGCUGCAUUUCCCCACAACAAGAGGCUUGCUUGGCUCUGGCCGGGAAGGAGCCUAGGGGGCCGUUCAGUGGUAAGGUGGGCGGAGCCUCAGUUUCCAGCAUUCUGAGAUGCUGUUUUAAUUGCCACAGCACCAACUUCUGUUCCUGCUGUGCUCCAUCUGAAGCGGCGUCUUAGGGGCAGGCCGCCGGUCGCUGUCCUAAUCCGUUUGCCUGGAAGCAGGUUCUGUGGAAAUCAAUGGGACACAGUUUCAAGGAAAGGCACGUCAAAAUCAGGGUGCGGACUCCGUUAAUCUAUAGUAAGGGUUCUUCGGUUUUGGUGGUGAGCCUGUCCCAGUCAAGCCAGAAGCAGAUUUGUAGGACAAAGCAAAGACUGACUUGGCAGGAGAUCAGUGGCAGUCUUUGGCAAGGGACCAGAAAGAACAACGGGACAUGCAAAGAAGUUAGAACGAGUCAGCCUUCUCCCAAGAGGGGGGGGGGCAGUAGGAACGCAAAACUCUCUGGCGAAAAGGAAAGCUGUCUUUGGAUGGCGUUCAGUCCUGUCAGGUGGUACAGCCGGUGGGAAGAUGCAUGGUGCGUUGGUUAGAUUGGUUUUAGGAGUAUGAGGAGGGGAAAGUAGUUGUGUACUUUGCCUCCUGGCCCAAUGGUCACAUACAUACCAAAAACUAAAGUGAGCUAUUGGAGAGUUUGUGCUUCCACUGGUAACUUUGCAUACCUUCCCAGGAAGCCUGCGCAACGUUCUAAACACUGACUAAUACUUCCUGUGCCAGCUGUUGUGUUUAUGGUGGAAUAAGGUUCUGCAGGUCUUCCUUUAAACAAUCUCAGGCAAUACUCCAUAAACGAAAUUCUGGGUAUUUUGUUAAUUCUCAGCUUUGGAGUCUACCUUUUGUCUUGGCCUUCUUCCUUGGACUGUUAGUGAUUUUUCUUAAUCACAGUAACCAACAAGCUAGAUGGUUAAACUGUACUUUCAAUUUGAUCACUAAAAUAGUCCUUUGUACUGCAAACUACACCGUUAUCCCCGGCAUGCAGAGCUAACCAGCCGAUGUUUUAUAGUUGUUUGUGCGUGUGUGAGUGUGUGUACAUAUAUAUCUGUAUAUCUGUCUUUUUAAACAUGAAACGGAUUAAAUUGGUACCAGUCAGAUUGCAAACUGAACUGAUGGUAGAAUUUAUUGAAAGAGAAUUGAUAGCAUCGGCUUCUUCAGGCCCCAUAAAAGUACCAUUUCCUCCACACCAAAUGCUGUAAUCUUAUUUGGCUCACAGGAUUUGAAAGAUGUUUGAGAAGGCUGGAUAGUUGCGUGCCCUUGCCUUUUCUGCCCCACACGUCUCAGUGUCGUCCAGAGUGCAAUGCCAGUUUGAGUAUAAUGUGCUGACGUUGGGUAUUAGACUUUUGAUAUUAUAAAUAAACUCACGUAGACUGUAAAUGGAUGAAAGGCUAAAUUUCUUGAGCAAGCUAGACAUUGAAAACGUGGAGUCCAUCAUUGUGUCAUCUGAAGGUGGGGCGGGAAUAGCAAACGUAACAUGGAGCAUUUUUAUUUUCAUGGUCACAGGCUGUGUAGGUAACACGGCUGAAUUGUUGACAGCUACGAAACCCCGAUUGUGAAGCGUGAAAUGUUGGUGCAGACACUGCUGUGGGGCUUCGUAGUGCAGAAGCCUACGGUUGGAGUGGUGAUAAAGAGGAGUCUUUGUUACCUCGGGACAGCCUGCUGGACUUCACAUCCCUUUCUAGAGGUUUAAACAUUUCCCAUUCCUCCAAAAGGCCAAGCUUUCAAGACCCACACAAGUGGCAUGCUCUCUAUGGGUGUGUUUCUCAGACGUCAGCCUUCUGUCCUUCAGGGUGGGCCAUUUCCAAAACAGAGGGCACAUUCAAAUAAGCAGUUUGUAAUAUGGAAUUUGCAGAGGUGGGGGGUCCUGCUCAAAUGAAUACUUUUUUAAAAAAAAAACCCCUCCUUGUGCAGACCUAAAGUAACUCUUUGGAUCCUGACCAGUGCCUCCACCACCAGCUUUUCAGAAACUAUUUCUGUACUUGUGUGCCAUUGGGCUUUGGCCGGCACGCACCUUUGAGGGGGUAGACUGGG
Molecule: messenger RNA, 6931 nt
Organism: Gekko japonicus
Lineage: Eukaryota; Metazoa; Chordata; Lepidosauria; Squamata; Gekkonidae
Gene: PIK3CA
Product: phosphatidylinositol-4,5-bisphosphate 3-kinase catalytic subunit alpha
Exons: 22
Coding region: 570-3776 (1068 amino acids)
Biological process (GO): phosphatidylinositol-mediated signaling; phosphatidylinositol 3-kinase/protein kinase B signal transduction; phosphatidylinositol-3-phosphate biosynthetic process
Cellular component (GO): phosphatidylinositol 3-kinase complex, class IB; cytoplasm; plasma membrane
Molecular function (GO): 1-phosphatidylinositol-4-phosphate 3-kinase activity; 1-phosphatidylinositol-3-kinase activity
Source: RefSeq, a predicted model, not a curated record